This is a messenger RNA of Bufo gargarizans (Asiatic toad), 3336 nucleotides long. Its product is annotated as potassium voltage-gated channel subfamily H member 8-like. Gene Ontology annotation, cellular component: membrane. NCBI's taxonomy places the organism in Eukaryota, Metazoa, Chordata, Amphibia, Anura, Bufonidae. Gene Ontology annotation, molecular function: voltage-gated potassium channel activity. Gene Ontology annotation, biological process: regulation of membrane potential; potassium ion transmembrane transport. The record is from RefSeq and is a predicted model, not a curated record. The transcript has 16 exons. The coding region runs from base 1 to 3336 and encodes 1111 amino acids.
AUGCCUGUUAUGAAAGGUUUGCUGGCCCCCCAGAACACUUUCUUGGAUACCAUAGCUACUAGAUUCGACGGAACCCACAGCAAUUUUGUCUUGGGAAACGCUCAGGUGCAGAACUUGUUCCCUAUAGUUUAUUGCUCAGAUGGAUUCUGUGACUUGACUGGAUUUGCCCGGGCUGAAGUAAUGCAGAAGAGUUGUGCCUGUAAGUUUCUCUAUGGCCAGGAAACCAGCGAGCAACUCAAGGUGCAGAUUCAGAAAGCUCUGGACGAGAAAAGGGAGUUUAAGACAGAAAUCCUUCUCUAUAGGAAGACUGGUGGAUCAUUCUGGUGUCUCCUUGAUAUUGUUCCUAUUAAAAAUGAGAAAAGUGAAGUGGUUCUUUUCCUGGCUUCUCAUAAAGACAUCUCAGGGUUAAGGAUGCGCUGGCGCUAUGAUGAUGAUUUAGAGGUUUACACUGACACCAGGCCACCUGGAUUCAACGCCAACCGCAGGAGAAGCAGAGCCGUACUGUAUCACCUCUCCGGACAUUUGCAAAAGCAGGAUAAGAGCAAGCUCAAGCUGAAUAAUAACGUGUUUGGCGAGAAGCCCACAAUUCCAGAAUACAAGGUUGCUGCAAUUCAGAAGUCACGCUUCAUUUUACUGCACUAUGGCACUUUUAAAGCAGGCUGGGACUGGCUCAUCCUUUUGGCCACCUUCUAUGUCGCUGUGACGGUUCCUUACAAUGUGUGCUUCGCCAUCACUCGAGAUGACUACAAUUCAUCACGUAGCCCGCCGAGUGUUAGCGACAUCUUUGUUGAGAUCCUUUUCAUGCUUGACAUUCUUUUAAAUUUCCGAACAACAUAUGUCAGCAAAUCUGGUCAGGUUGUGUAUGACCCUCGCUCUAUUUGUGUGCACUAUGCAACCACAUGGUUCUUUGUGGACCUCAUUGCUGCCCUUCCCUUUGACCUGCUCUAUGCAUUUAGUGUUAAUGUGUAUUUUGGAGUUCAUCUCCUGAAGACAGUGCGUCUACUCCGACUUCUUCGCUUGCUGCAGAAGUUGGAUCGUUACUCCCAGUACAGUGCAGUUGUAUUGACACUUCUUAUGUCUAUGUUUGCAUUGCUUGCUCAUUGGAUGGCCUGUAUAUGGUACUUUAUUGGCCAGAAGGAAAUUGAAGCUCAUGAGAUUGGAUGGUUAUAUGAGUUUUCUAAACGUCUUGGACUGCCAUAUCACCAAGUGACAAGAUUUGAUCCAUCCUUCAAUGGUAGCGCACACUCCAAUAGUAGUCAUGGGCUAAACCACUCAAUUUUGGAAAUAGCUGGUGGACCUUCUCUCCGGAGUUCUUAUAUCACGUCUUUAUAUUUUGCUCUCAGCAGCCUUACUAGUGUAGGAUUUGGGAAUGUGUCAGCCAACACAGAUGCUGAAAAGAUCUUUUCCAUCUGCACCAUGCUGAUUGGAGCCCUCAUGCAUGCAGUUGUAUUUGGUAAUGUGACUGCCAUCAUUCAGAGGAUGUACUCUCGACGAUCCCUCUACCAUACCCGUACCAAGGACCUGAAGGACUUUAUACGAGUGCAUCGUAUGCCCAAGCCGCUAAAGCAGAGGAUGCUGGAGUGUUUCCAGACUACAUGGUCGGUCAACAAUGGCAUUGAUGCCAAUGAGCUUCUUAGGGAUUUUCCCGAUGAACUAAGAGCUGACAUAGCCAUGCAUCUUAACAAGGAGAUCCUCCAGCUGCCAAUAUUCGAGUCUGCCAGUCGAGGCUGUCUACGUUCUUUGUCGCUCAGCAUUAAAACUUCUUUUUGCGCCCCAGGAGAAUAUCUGAUUAGGCAAGGGGACGCUUUACAAGCCAUAUAUUUUGUUUGUUCUGGAUCCAUGGAGGUGCUGAAAGACAAUACCGUUCUUGCCAUCUUAGGGAAAGGAGAUCUGAUUGGUUCAGACAAUCUGAACAAAAACUGGGUAAUUAAGACCAAUGCCAAUGUGAAAGCCUUAACUUACUGUGACCUGCAGUACAUCAGUCUGAAGGGACUUCGGGAGGUCUUGGAGCUUUAUCCAGAAUACUCUCAUAAAUUUAUCACUGAAAUCCAGCAUGACCUCACCUACAAUCUUCGGCAAGGCAGUGAAGCAGAUCCUGAUCUUGAGAGCAAUGGAGGUCUGAUUCAGAAGCUUCCAUCCAUUCUGGAAGAUGAUGAAUUUGAAGAUGAUGAGAAAUGUCCAUUGUCGGUUAGCCCACGAGAAGUGAGCCUAGUUGAAUCCUCGCUAAAGGUGCCUAAAGCUUAUAAUUCUCCAAUGCUAUCUCCUCUGACGCCACGUUCUUUUAAAACACCCACUAAGCGAGUAGACAAGAGUUUCGGAGACAUCCUUGGAUCAAGUGAAAAGGGCAAAUUCCCAGUUGGUGAUGGGGGAAGACCUUGUAAACUUCAGCUCCCUGCUUUUAAUCUCAAUGUUCCUCCUGUGCUGAGUCCCAGGUUUGUGGAUGGCAUUGAGACUGACUGCAGCUCUCCCACAAUGCAGACGUUUGACUUCAACACCAAACAGCUAAGCCAGGAAAAUUCACCAAGAUGUUCCAACUCAGCAGAAAACGCAGAGACCAGGAAAAGCAUUGUGAAAUUGAAUCAGGAGAUGACCGUCCUUUCUCAACAAGUCACACAGUUAAGUAAGGACCUGAAUGAGAUGCUUCAGCUUAUGAGGCCUGUACUCCUAAACCAGAGCUACAUGCAGUCCCCCUCUGUAGGUCUCCUUACACCUACCCUGAAUAACACUUACAGCAACAGCAGUGGGUUUUGCAGUGGACAGCAGUCCCAAAUUACCAUUCCUAGCCUUGUUGGAACAUCCUGUCCUGGUCAGACAAGGGCAGAUGUAGCACAACCCGACACAGCUUGGAUGGAAGCCUUAAAUCAGCCUAUCAAGGCUGCCAAGACAGAAAAUUCAUGCAGGAAAAAUGUUCACCCUGCCCUUUCUCUGGAUUCAUUCCUUAGACAUUCAUGUACUCAUCACAGACAGCACAAGAGUUGCAGCCCCAUGACUGUGAACCAAACACUGUCUCCUUGCCAUAGCCAUUCGCCCCAAACACAAAUGAACAAUGUAAGCCAGGUAAUGCACAGUAAUUCAUCCCCAGUGAUGGCUUCUCUUCAACCAUCUAACAAGCAAAAUGAAGUGCAGAAGUCCAGCCCUAGUUUUACAACCAGCAGAUCAUUCUGUAGCCCUAAAGAUGCCGACCCAAUAAAAGACAGAGUGGCCGACCUCUUGGGAUUGAUGUCACGAGACUAUAGAGAGACAUCUCCUGCAGCUCUGGAACUGGUCCGCAGUUCUUCUGGAGACUCACAAGGGGACAUCAUCAGGUUCAUAGAUGACGAGGGCACUAAUGUGUAA